CAUAGCCAGCCAAAUUCUCCACCUAAGUCAUCAUCAUAUCAUAUGGUAUGUGUGGUUAAACUGGAAUUUGAAAAAAUGAAAUCCAUCAUCCACCACCACCACCACCACCACCAGCCGCCGCAGCCGCCACCACUCUCCACCCUAUCAAAGUUGAACCAUACCCAACACCUCAACCCUCACAGACUCCAUUACUUCUCUAGACAUCCACCUUUAAGGAUCAAGGCCAUGGCUAUCACCUCUUCUCAUCUGGUGGUUCUUGGUGUCAAUCCGCCCCCUGCCACCACCGGAGACUUAUCAGUUUUGAUUCCCACAAGUGCAGCAUUCCUGUUUCUUUACUGGAUCACCAACUUCGUGGUGCCACGAAUCAUCAUGAAGGAUCUCGAAUCUGAAGAUGCAAGUAAAGAUCAAGAACCCAACGAAGUUAGUUUAGAACCAGAAAAGAAAGGAUUCCAAGGCACCAAGUGACAAAAAACCACUUGAUUUUGAUUCAUGUAACUGUCUUUUUGAUGAUGAUAAUAUACACUUAUACUUAGUUUGUUUGUAUACGAAUAACCAAAUCUCCCCAAAAAACCAACAAAUUAAAU
This is a messenger RNA of Cynara cardunculus var. scolymus (artichoke), 584 nucleotides long. RefSeq lists its product as uncharacterized. The transcript has 2 exons. NCBI's taxonomy places the organism in Eukaryota, Viridiplantae, Streptophyta, Magnoliopsida, Asterales, Asteraceae. The record is from RefSeq and is a predicted model, not a curated record. Bases 43 to 465 code for a protein of 140 amino acids.